Eucalyptus grandis is the source of this 1467-nucleotide messenger RNA. Its product is annotated as disease resistance protein RPV1-like. The coding region runs from base 1 to 1308 and encodes 435 amino acids. Gene Ontology annotation, molecular function: ADP binding. NCBI's taxonomy places the organism in Eukaryota, Viridiplantae, Streptophyta, Magnoliopsida, Myrtales, Myrtaceae. The transcript has 3 exons. The record is from RefSeq and is a predicted model, not a curated record. Gene Ontology annotation, biological process: signal transduction; defense response.
AUGACUUGGUUUUGGCCAUUUGUGGUAGGUGGGUCGCGUUCCCGCGUGCGGGGGACCAAGAACUUCAAGUCGAGUGAAAUAUACAUAGACACUCUAGAAAGCUGGAGGGGCAGGAGUCAGCAGCCUGGAUAUACCCUUAUUACCCCUCCUUUCCUCAUCGACAAGCGCCUCUUCGCCCUCCGCGAGAAGCACAGCCGCAUCCUCCAGGUGGAGGGGUCCAUUGCCCAGGGAAAGACCACCAACAAGGAGCAGGAGGACGUCCUCCGCUCCAAGCCCUCCGUUCUCGCCUCCAUCGACGAGCUCGAGAAGCUCCGCCCCCAGCUCUCCUCCGCCCUCCAGGAGGAGCUCUCCCUCGCCGCCCAGCGCCUCCCUCGCGACGACGACGCCCCCGCCGCCGCCCCCGAGAAAGGGGAGGCAAAUAACAAUGCAGCUGCAAACCAUGGAACAGCAGGAGGCGCUUCUUCUACUCACCCUUCAACAGAAGGUCAAGGAAUGGCUACUUCGUUAGGAUAUGACUAUGAAGUAUUCUUAUCCUUUCAUGGACCAGAUACACGAUCAGCUUUUACCGACUUCCUUUACACUAGUCUUAAUAAGAUGGGAAUCCGCACAUUUAAGGAUGACAAAGAGCUCCAAGUUGGGGAAGAGUUUGCCCCAGAACUUCUCGAAGCAAUUAAACAGUCGAAGAUUUCAAUACCUAUCUUUUCGAAAGGUUAUGCGUUUAGCCCAUGGUGUCUCAAGGAGUUAGUCCAGAUGGUCGAGUGCGAGAAAGUUGGAGGACAAAAGAUCAUGCCCAUUUUUUAUGAUGUGGCACCUUCAGAGGUUCGAUAUCAAACUGGGGGUUACGCAAAGGCCUUUCUUUCACAUGAAGAGAAGGGGCGAUAUGGCGAAGAGACGAUAAACCAAUGGAAGUCUGCUCUCAAUGUAGUCGGGGCAAUAAACGGAUGGGACCUGCACAGUAAGGAGAAGAACAGGCGAGAAGGUGAGUUCACCGAAACAGUUACCCAUGAGGUUUCCAAUAUGUUGUCAAAGGCUUAUGUGGAGGUAUCAGACUCCUUGGUCCGCGUCGACCACCAUUUGGAUGCAAUCAUGAAAAUGAUAGGUGCUGGGACAAGUGAAACACGGAUUAUAGGAAUCCACGGGAUGGGUGGCAUUGGAAAAACAACUAUUGCCAAAAUCAUCUACAAUGAGCUUUCCCACGACUUUGAGAAUCGUUGCUUUCUUCGUGAUAUUCGAGAAGCUUCAAAAGGUAAUGGCAUUCAAUGCUUGCAGAAUCAGCUCAUCUCUGACAUCCUAAAAAAAAAUGCAUAGAUGUAAAAGACGCUGACAAAGGGACUCAGAUAAUUAAAGAGAGGCUGUCCAAUAAAAGAGUCCUCCUUGUUCUCGAUGAUGUGGAAAAAGAGAAUCAUAUCGAUGCACUUGUAGGUAAGUGUGAUUGGUUACACAGGGGGAGCAAAAUUAUUGUUACCA